UUCACUGAAUCGAGCCUCCCAUCACUACUGAAUGAAAAUAGCGCUGUUUAUCAGAGGAGCUGAAGCGACAGGAAGCUGUGACGACGUCCGGCUGGGGAGGGGAAGAGCACGGAGUAUACGGGGCCAUGGCAUCCUCGCAGUGACGAGCAGCGCGGCUCUCUGCUCACGAACACCCUCUCUGCAGACCCGGACCGCCGAGGACAGAGGGAGCGGAGAAAUGGAGAAACAGACGAGCUCAGGCUCAGAGAGCAGCGGAGCCCCCCCGAUACCGAGGAAACCCCGGAGCCUCGGAGCUGCCCCGGUGUCCAGGCAAGAGAGCGGAGACUCACUGGACAGUCCCACUGGUUCCCACGUGGAGUGGUGUAAGCAGUUGAUCGCAGCCACCAUCUCCAGCCAGAUCUCUGGCUGUGCUCCUCCUGAGGUUGUGAACCGUGAAUGCAAGAUCGGGUGGAAAGUAGACCAUAGGGUAUCCAAGAGGCCUAAUUUAAGGGACUCUAGUGAAGAGCUUGGUUAUCAGUGUGACAGUGACUCUGAGCUGCCUCCUCACGCUGUGCAGGUAUUCAAAGAUGCACAGAGGGUGAUUACCCUGGAUGAAGUUCCACUAGUCCCAGGAGAGACCAUUAAAACCACUGCUAAAGAUGUGAUGUACAUCUGUCCAUUCACUGGAGCUGUGACUGGCACGCUGACUGUCACAGACUACAAACUGUACUUCAUCAGUUUGGAGAGGGAUCCUCCAUUUGUGCUGGAUGUGAAUCUGGGGGCAAUCAGCAGGCUGGAGACCAUCAGUGUUCAGAGCCAUGGAGAAAACACACGGGGCAUGGAGAUCGUCUGCAAGGACAUGAGGAGUCCUAGGUUUGCCUAUAAGACAGAGGAGCAGUGUAAGCUGGAGAUUGUGGAGACCCUUACCAAGUAUGCCUUCCCUCUGUCCAAUGAUCUGCCGCUGUUUGCUUUUCAAUACAAAGAGGAGUAUCCCGUAGAUGGAUGGAAGGUUUACGACCCAGUGGCUGAGUACAAGAGACAGGGUCUGCCUAAUGAAAGCUGGACAAUCAGUAAGAUAAACAGUAGUUAUGAAGUGUGCGACACAUACCCUGCUCUGCUGGUCAUCCCGACCAGCAUCAAAGACGAUGAGCUUAAAAGAGUGGCCUCUUUCAGAGCCAAGCACCGCAUACCGGUCCUCUCAUGGAUCCACCCUGAGACUCAAGCCACUAUCGUGCGCUGCAGUCAACCUCUGGUGGGCCCCUCAGAUCGACGCUGUAAAGAAGAUGAACGUUACUUGCAGACCAUCAUGGACGCCAAUGCUCAGUCACACAAGCUCACCAUAUUUGAUGCGAGGCAGAGCAGUGUCGCUGACACUAGUAAGGCAAAAGACGGAGGUUACGAGAGUGAGAAUUUUUAUACUCAUGUGGAAUUGAAUUUCCUGGAUAUCCCCAACAUCCAUGUGAUGAGAGAGUCUCUGCGGAAGAUGAAGGAAGUGGUCUACCCCACCAUUGAUGAACUUCGCUGGCACUCUGCAAUAGACUCCACACACUGGCUGGAGUAUAUCAGGCUGCUGUUAGCAGGUGCGGUGCGUAUAGCGGAUAAAGUGGAGUCCAGUAAGAGCUCAGUGGUGGUGCACUGCAGUGAUGGCUGGGACCGCACAGCUCAGCUCACCUCCCUGGCCAUGUUGAUGCUGGACUCCUACUACCGCACGCUCAGGGGCUUCCAGGUUCUGCUGGAGAAGGAGUGGAUCAGCUUCGGACACAAGUUUGCCUCGCGUGUUGGUUAUGGAGAUGAGAAUCAUGCUAACUCUGAACGCUCGCCUCUCUUUGUGCAGUUCAUAGACUGUGUGUGGCAGAUGAUGAGACAGUUUCCCUCUGCAUUUGAGUUCAAUGAACUCUUGCUUAUUACCAUCUUGGACCACCUGUACAGCUGCCUCUUUGGUACAUUUCUCUACAGCAGUGAGCAGGAGAGGAUGGAAAAGGAAGUGCAGAGUAAGACAGUGUCUCUAUGGUCCUACAUUAACAGUCAGCCAGAGGACUUUACUAACCCAUUCUAUGUGGACUAUGAAAACCAUGUGCUGUAUCCCCUGGCCAGUCUAAGGCAUCUGGAGCUGUGGGUGGGCUACUAUGUUCGCUGGAACCCUCGCAUGAGACCACAGGUGCCAGUACAUCAGAAUUUGAAGGAGUUGUUAUUUUUGCGUGCUGAGCUGCAGAAGAAAGUGGAGGAGCUGCAAAGAGAAGCAUCUUCAUCACGAUCCAUCUCCUCGUCCUCAGAACAUGCAUCUUCACCCUCACACAGCGGUACACCACUCCACACCACUGUUUAAACAUGUACACACAUGGGCGGCAUUUGGGGGCGCAAUAGGGGGCAUUUGCUUAUGCUAAAACGUUCAUCAACUCUCUUUAAUUAUAGAAUACUGCCAUUUUUCAAAACCAAACUAUCUGCUAUGCAUAGAGACUGAUCCCUGCAACAUUAGGGGGCAGUCUGCAUUCUGGUGUGAGGAGUUUCCAUGCAAUGCAAUGUACUAUCAAAAGCACUUCACUCACCAAGUUUAAUUUAUGCUGUGGUCAAGAGCCUCGCCAGUAGCACAGUCUGCUAGCUCUGCUAGCAAUGGGAACAGGUAGCGAAGAUCACAGUUGACUUUUUUGAAGCUCCAGUCAUACUUGCCAUUACUAUCCUACUACACAGGAUUGUAUUUUGGUGUACUGGACAAAACCAUUCAAGAAAACUGUGAGAGGCUUCAAGAAAAUAAUGUGGAAAGCCAAAUCACACUGAACAGUAUUCUUGGCUCUAGACCACACGCUGAAGCGGACCCGGCGUCUGUUUGUCACUGGAUUUCCCAAAAAAGAGACGAGCGCAGAGCUGUGCCAUCAGAAGACAUCAGCUUUGAUCGACAGUUAGCCCUUUUUAAAGCGUCCAAUCUGAGUGAUAGCUUAGUAAACGUUGGUAACCUCUUCAAAUGGCUCCUGACCACACCAGUGAACAGUCAGUCAUGUAAAAGGAACUGUUCUUGCUUCUGUCACAAUCAAAAACAUGAGAAACACCAUGAGUCAGGAGAGACUAACACUGCAAUGCUGAAUACUGAGCGGGCCUUUCCUUUGUAUAUGGAAAAACCGGUCAGUGCAUUAGAUGCUGUGCCCGGUGGGUGCUGUCUUAUGAUAGGACAUCGUUUAUACUUUGAUAAAUAUACGUUAUUUGCUAAGUAUAGGUUUUAUACUUACUGUGUAGUUGACUGAGAUGGCUUGCCCCCCUGACAUAAGUCUCAAAUGUCGCGCAUGUGCACACACUUCACACCCACACGCAAGAGCGCUUAUCCACAAAUACACUCAAGCAAGAGCAGCAAGUGCACGAGUGCAUCAAAAGAAAUGAGCAGAGACACAAAUAUUGAUAUUCUCGUUCUUAAAGCUAUAAGCAAGUCGCUGUAGUUUCAGAAAUUUUACGUUUCAGACCUUUUUAUAAACUGUGAAAAAGUGCUCGUCAUGUUUCUUUACAUUCUGUAAUGAUAUAGUUCAAAUGUUCGGGUCAUGUUGUUUAUUAUCUAAUAUUGGAUCUGUAAAUAUGAGCAAAAGAAUUAAUAUAUUUGUACUUAACUGAAAACUGUUGUAUCCAUUGGUUUCUGCUGUUUUCCUAGCACUCUUCACUCCGUCUUUACUUGCCAUCCCACCGUUGCCACUCUGUGCCAACUGAUCUUUUCCAUGUUUAAACAUUUGUAAGCUGUUUAUUAGUUACUUGAACUCAUUCAAUAUUGUGUAAUAUUUUUAAAGGGAAUCCUUUCAUCUGCGUUAUUUUUGAUUGCUUUUAUUUUUCAAUUUGAAGUCUUUUUUGUCAUUACACUGAAGUUUGAUAGCUAUUUCAGCAUUUUAAUAAGGCUACUGUUCUCAUUGGUUAUAAAGGAAGCACUGAUAGAGGGAUAUUGUAGAUUGAUAGUAUGAAGGAGCUGAAUGUGACUGAAUCGUACUGCUCUAUGAGGCCAUCGUUGAAUCUGUCUUUUCUUUGCUAUUGUAUACAUUUUUUUAUGAGGGAAAAUGUGUCAUUACUGAUGUGUUGAGGGUCAUGAAGGUCACAGUUGUUACAUACAUGAAACAUUAGUUAAAACACAAUUUACUGUGAAGUGUCAGUGCAGUGUUGAUGUUACAAGUUGAACUGGAGGGACUUUGCAUGUUUGUUUCUUUUCUUAUAAGUUGCCCAUUUGUUAGUCGUUUAGUAUCCUAAUAUACUUUGUAGAGAGUGCAUUCAGUGCAGUGGUGGCUCCACAAUGAGGCAUGUAUUCAUUUAAUAUGAUCACACCAGUUGCAUUCUGUUUGGUUGGUACGUUCAUGACUAAUUUGCAGAACAAAAAGCUUCUUAAGAACUGACCACUGUCUGACACUUGGUGUCUCAAACCCAUCACCCAUAUCUUACUUUAGAAAUAGUAAAACCAGUAUGUUGUGUGUGAAGAGCAUGCAGAUAUGUGAGGGAUUAGGGGGUCAAUUAAGAGGGGAGGUUUAGUAAUAAAAUCACCGAUGUUGGUACAAAACCAAACUCCAAAAAGCUUCAUUUUUAAAUUAACAUUAAGAUUUCAUUUCAUACCAUGUUUAUAGGUCAAUUCAUCAAUGUAAAGGGCAGCUGGUGUUCAAGUGAUUUUUAAAAAAAAAAAAAAUAAUUUUUUUAAAUUGGUAAUUGGGAAAGUUUUGUACCAACAGCGACAAUAUGUUGCAAUGAAGCCAAAGGUGCUUUACAGGGCUGUAGGGAAAUAUUAAAACAUUAAGAUUAGCAAAAAAAAUAGAAAAGUGGCUGAAAUCUUGUCUGCCAAUCAUGCUUUCAGUGCAUUUACAGCGAAUGCCAAUUCAAUCAUAAUGCCACCUUCACCACGAUGCACUUGUGCUCUGUUAUUCUUUGUGAAACUAAUGUUUUAAGCUUAUUCACUGUAUUUCUUAUUCCUCACCCACCAUGUUUAUGCACCUCGUCUAUACAUUUUAAAAUGUACGUUACCACAUUUACUGUUUACCCAUAGAUGAGAAUGUGCCAUGCCUUAUAGCUAAGAUUAAAAGAAACUUCUGACAUUCCAGUGGAAAAAAAAUAAAAACAAUUUUAAAAAAA
Pygocentrus nattereri (red-bellied piranha) is the source of this 5058-nucleotide messenger RNA. RefSeq names its product myotubularin related protein 1a (gene mtmr1a). Gene Ontology annotation, biological process: dephosphorylation. Bases 32 to 2305 code for a protein of 757 amino acids. The record is from RefSeq and is a predicted model, not a curated record. Lineage: Eukaryota; Metazoa; Chordata; Actinopteri; Characiformes; Serrasalmidae. The transcript is spliced from 18 exons. Gene Ontology annotation, molecular function: phosphatidylinositol-3,5-bisphosphate 3-phosphatase activity.